GAGAAAUCAAAACACCGUGGAGAGAGAAAGAACUGAAAAUAAAAGGCGGGCUAAAUUUCUUAGAGAGAGAGAGAGUCUCCUCUCUCCUCAAUGGAAGGCGGCGAUCAGGGUCUCUCUUCCGCCACCGCCGCCGCUUCAACCGCCGCCGACCUCACCGCCUCGCCUCCUCUCCUCGUUGAUCCUGUUAGUGGUCCCGAUCCCGCUGCUGGCCUGGACGAUGUUUCGGAACCCGAAAUUCAUGCUCUGAUUUCAGACGAAGAGCACGACCACGACCAUGAGCUCGAUCACGAUCACGAGCAUGACCACCACGACGAGGACCAGGACCGCGAUCACGCGGCUGUGACUGGUGUCUCCUUGGAUGAUCUCAAGCUCAAGAUCAUUAAGCAGGUGGAGUAUUAUUUCAGCGAUGAAAAUCUGCCCAAUGAUAGGUAUCUGUUGGGUUUCGUCAAGAGGAACAAGGAAGGGUUUGUUCCAGUAUCAGUAAUUGCUUCAUUUAGAAAAAUGAAGAAGCUCACUCGAGAUCAUUCAUUUCUUGUUGCUGCACUGAAGGAAUCUUCACUGCUUGUUCUGAGUGGUGAUGGGAAAAGGGUUAAGCGGCUCAAUCCACUUCGUUUCAAUGAAGUUAAAGAUCAUAAGUUAUACACUGUUUUGGUAGAGAAUUUGCCAGAGGACCAUACAAAGGAGAACAUUCAGCAAAUAUUCCAAGAAGCUGGAAAUAUAAAGAGGAUAAGCAUUCGUGACCCACGUUCUACUGCAGAGUCUGCAAAACAUAUCAAGCAAGAAAUGUUCAUUAGUAGUAAGUUACAUGCUCUUGUGGAAUAUGAGACUAUUGAGGCUGCUGAGAAAGCUGUGGUUAUGUUAAAUGAUGAACAAGACUGGAGAAAUGGCAUGCGAGUUAAACUUCUCAAACGAAUGGGGAAGUAUGGGCACAAAAAACAGGCUUGGAAGGGAUCUAAUUCUGAGAAGAAUAGCUCAAGCCAUGUAUCUGAACAAACGGGAGAUGAGGAGAAUCAUAGCUCAAAUGAGCACCAUGAAGAUACACUUGACGAGGAGGAUGGGGGAGAGCAUUUGUCGAAGGAUAAAAGUGGGCAGAGGUAUAGAAAUCAAGGAAGAUCAAGAAAACAUAAAUAUCGAGCCGUUAAUGGAAUGGGCCAUGGAAGUACAUCAUCUACUCAUACUGCCGAAGCAUCGAAGCCACCUCCUGGACCAAGAAUGCCUGAUGGAACCAGGGGCUUCGCAAUUGGACGUGGUCGGCCUCCUGUCCCUACAUCGAAUUAGCAAGAUUUGGCACCACACAUAUAAAGGAUUGUAUUUUACAGUAUUUUGUCAGUUGUUUUAGUGAUAUACUAGUUUAAGCUUGAGUCCCCCGAUGUGUCUUUGCUUGAGUCAACAAACAUUCAAGGGUUUGAUGGACUGUUAAAUUUGCUGGCUCAAGCUUGUGAAAGCGAGCGUUGGUGGUAGAGGACAUAACCAUUUUCAGAAUAUUUGGCUGGGAAAGAUAAAACUAUAUUUCCUCACCUUGCGAGGAGUUUGUGUAACAAAAUAUCGCUAUGAGAAAUCUGUUAAUGGGGAUGAAAGCUAUGAGUCCCAUAAUGAAUGAAAUUUUCUUGGUUGACAUUAU
This is a messenger RNA of Gastrolobium bilobum, 1621 nucleotides long. RefSeq names its product la-related protein 6A. The record is from RefSeq and is a predicted model, not a curated record. Bases 91 to 1278 code for a protein of 395 amino acids. Gene Ontology annotation, biological process: RNA processing. Lineage: Eukaryota; Viridiplantae; Streptophyta; Magnoliopsida; Fabales; Fabaceae. Gene Ontology annotation, cellular component: nucleus. The transcript is spliced from 11 exons. Gene Ontology annotation, molecular function: mRNA binding.